Messenger RNA from Monopterus albus (swamp eel), 2520 nucleotides. It is a transcript of the gene ogfrl1, whose product is annotated as opioid growth factor receptor-like 1. The transcript is spliced from 7 exons. The record is from RefSeq and is a predicted model, not a curated record. Gene Ontology annotation, molecular function: opioid growth factor receptor activity. Bases 199 to 1347 code for a protein of 382 amino acids. NCBI's taxonomy places the organism in Eukaryota, Metazoa, Chordata, Actinopteri, Synbranchiformes, Synbranchidae. Gene Ontology annotation, cellular component: membrane.
GAGCACUAUCAACCCCUCAUACACAGCCAUGCGUCAUCAUUGCUGAUGUGGAAAUUCCCUUUUCUGCCAUUUGCUCCGCUUUGAGAACAGUGUGAGGCCAAUGCUCUGCAAACCUAAAAACGGGCUAUGAGGAAAGUUGUGUGGUAUUUUUUGUAAAGAAAAGGAAAAUAAAAGAGAGCAGGUGUUGCAUGUUUUUAAAUGGGAAAUCUGCUGGGCAGCUGGCGUUUCAAAGAGCCGAGCACCAUUGAGGAAUGCGACUCGACGUGGGGGUCGGACUCAGAGAGCGACGAUCCGGGCGCUGAAGAUGACAGCGGUACCUCCGGCUCCGUCAGCUCUACGGAGAGCGAACGGGCCGCCGGAGACGCAUCUCCGCAGCUGACUAACUCCCCAGAGUUUGUUCCAAAGAUGAAGAGGAGUUUCAAUGCUGCCAGGGACCUCUACAAGUAUCGUCACAGCUAUCUGAGCUACAAAAGGUCCCGGCAACCAAACGAGUAUCGUAAUCUACGCUUCUACCUGAACAAGAUCCCUCUAGUGCCUGAUGGUAUCUAUAUAGAGGAGAUUCUGACUAAGUGGAGAGGUGACUAUGACAAACUGGAGCACAACCACACCUACAUUCAAUGGCUUUUCCCAUUAAGAGAACAAGGGCUUAACUUCUACGCUCAUGAGCUGACUCAGGAUGAAAUCAAAGAAUUCCAAAGCAGUCGCGAAGCUAAGCGGAGAUUCCUAUUGGCCUAUUCCCUGAUGUUGGACUUCUAUGGCAUCAAACUGCUGGAUAAGAGUGGGAAUGUUGCUCGAGCUCCCAACUGGCAGGAGCGCUUCCAGCACCUUAAUGAGUCCCAGCACAACUACCUACGGAUCACUCGCAUCCUGAAAUCCCUGGGCGAACUUGGUUAUGAGACCUUCAAGGCCCCAUUGGUUCGCCUCUUCCUGGAGGAAUCGCUGUGCCACAGCACCCUUCCCAACAUGCAACACAGUGUCCUGGAGUACUAUGUCUACACAAUUCGCCUGCCGGCCACCCGCAGGCAUCUACUCCGAUAUGCCUGCCAGCACUACAGGCCUGCCCAUGCCUUCCUCUGGGGUCCACCGCCUAAAAGGCGUGCAGGAGGCGUCGGUUCCAGAGAUUGCGUGGGUGCUGGAAGUAGUGGAAUCAGAGCACCUGCUCCAACACCAGAGCAACAGAGGAGAGGGGAGGAGAGCACCACCUCCACCUCUGUGAGUAUUGGGGUUACUGUGUCUGCCCAGGAUCCUGUGAUGUGCCAGGACCUGACUAGAGGAAGACUGAAGGGCUGCACAGGAGUUGCUUCGAAUAUGACUGGAAUGGAGAGAGCACUGACUGGCAGGAGCUAGAGGAGAGAGUAACAAGUAUGAUGAGAUUGUUCCUUUGUAGGGAAUAGGGCUUGAAAGCAUAAGGCAAAGCAGCUGUUUUUAAAAUUUGCUAAUUCAUUGUAAUGAAAAACAAACUAUUGUUUAUGCCAGAAUUUAUAGGACACUGAAACUUGAGGUCAUGGCAGUAAAACACAUUUAUAAUAAUAAUAAUUUGGAAUCUGUUAAACAUGUCAAUCAGUUCAGGUUAAGGGCUUACUAUAAACUAUGACUGUACUUCAUUGCAGUUUGAGUUUAACUGUAAUAGGGAUUAUGAUGUUGGACUUGGGUUUUUGUGGAGGUAAGAGGCCUAUUCCUGAGCCAAGCUAAACAACCUUUAUUUGGACCACAUCCCAAAACCAUCUAAACCAGUAGAGAUCUACUCAUGCUGCAAGGCUUUUCCUCAUCAGAGUGGUCAAACCAAUUAGAGAGAUGUUUUAAUGUAGUGCUUUGGAACUGUAACAGGUGUGAAAUGUGGUUGUUGUUUCAAGAGCUUUUACAACCAAAGGUACCUUGUGAUUGGCAUAUGAAAUGCUGGCGAAAUGAGUUUUGGGAGGUAGCUCUACCUGCUCAUCAAAUACUGUAGCUGGAGCUCCACUAAACAGAAAGCUGGCCUGAGCUCACUUUGUACAGGUGCUGUAAACUAUAAUGUGAAGAGGGAGACUAGGGAGAUUUCUUUCUUUCUCUUUUUCCAAAUUCUGUGACACUAGGGGCAAAGAGCAAAAGUACAAGUGACAUAUUGUCAUACUAAUACUUUGAAACCAUAAUUGUUGAAAUUGACUUGAAGUCCUCACUUUGUUGUUAAUAAUAGCAGGCACAACUCAAAAUUUACCUGCAAUUUUACUGUUGCCAAGUUGAAGGUAGCUGCUCCAUCCAAAAAUUGUACAGAACUGCAGACAAAAAAUAAGACUUGCUGGCAAAUUGAUACAGGUAUUUAUUUUAAAAAACAGUUAAGACUAGACAGGCCUGCAGUGACAAUAUUAUUUCCUGUAAACUACAACUGGACUGGUGGCAUGAAGGUCCAGUGGAAAUGUGUACAUAAUUGCAUAUACUGGCUAUAUAGAGUAGCCAACAAUAGAGUUAAAAAACACAAAAUACCUUCUGUUUGAGUGGAAAGGGAGCUGAGUAAAUUAUGUUUCUAAAUGUAGGUUUCUGUCA